CAUGCUCAGGAACGUGAUUCUAGCCGGUUUGAUCAAGGUAGCCACCAAUUUGCUCCGGGAAAUGUCAAUAUAUCAGGAAAUGAGGGCACCAAACAAGAUAGGCUGACGUUCAGUGGAAAUGGCAGGCUUCCCGGAGCUGUCUUGCUUGAAAGAGAAAGGCUUCUACAAAGAUUGAGAGGUGUCAGUUUGUCUGGAAACAGGAGCAACAAGAGUUCAUCUGAUGUCCCAAUUGGUGAUGACUUUAGGCUCGUUGAUGCUGGAGAUAGGAAAACAGAAGUUUCCAGAGACUGGCUAGCUUCAAUUUCCCUUGUAUCUGAUUCCACUAGGCAACAAAAAUGCCAGAGGCCUCCCGGGCUGGGAGGCUGACUGAAGAAGCAGUGGACUGCUUGUGCGUGGAGAUAUUCAGUGUUCCAUACAAAGGUGAUGACUGAUGAGCCGGCAAUGUCAAAGUCAUCAAUGGAGUGUAGCAUAUGCCUUGAAAGUUUCUGCGAGGGAGACGAGCUUAUAUGUCUACCCUGUGGGCAUAGGUUUCAUCUUUGCUGUUUGGAUCCCUGGAUCCGCACUUGCGGAGACUGCCCGUGCUGUCGUAGACGUGUAAAUGUAACUACAGACAAAGUCAAAGAAAGACGUAAUUUUGAGAUGUUUUAACUACGUUUGUCAUCGAUAUGUGUUUUUUAUCGACUCCAAUCUUCUUGUACAAGUGGAUGUCGAGAAAUCUAUAUAUUUUGUGGUACUUUCCAAAGCACUUAGUC
Messenger RNA from Olea europaea var. sylvestris, 752 nucleotides. Its product is annotated as probable E3 ubiquitin-protein ligase RHY1A. The record is from RefSeq and is a predicted model, not a curated record. The annotation marks the transcript as partial. The transcript has 2 exons. NCBI's taxonomy places the organism in Eukaryota, Viridiplantae, Streptophyta, Magnoliopsida, Lamiales, Oleaceae.